Molecule: messenger RNA, 2341 nt
Organism: Cyprinus carpio (common carp)
Lineage: Eukaryota; Metazoa; Chordata; Actinopteri; Cypriniformes; Cyprinidae
Product: interferon-gamma-inducible GTPase 10-like
Cellular component (GO): membrane
Molecular function (GO): GTP binding
Source: RefSeq, a predicted model, not a curated record
UAACUUAAUAAUAAACAAACAUGGAACCUGGAACAAGUUCAUGUGUUCAGGGAAUUUCUGUCAGGAGGAAGUUCUUAAUAAAGGACACGCCCUGAAGUCUAUGAAACUCUCCUUCUGCAUUUAACACAGCUCAUUUGGUUUUGUGAUGAAGCUCUUUACUCAUUUCUUAUUUACCAAAGAUCAGUUAUGAAAUGACCAUAUCAGUGAAACGUUUGACUGUAUGAUUCAGUCCCACUAGAUGUUACAGUGGACAGUACUGAAGCUUCCAGAGGCUGAGCAGAAAAUUCACUACUCACAGCGAGCUAUCAUGACAGAUUUGAGAAAUCCCUAUAAUGAUCGCUCCAGCCAGUCAUCUGGAUCAUCAUCAACUACAUCACAGACAUUCAGCGUAGAUGAGACUAAAGACAAAAAACCUCAAUCACCACAUCGUAAAUAUCCAACAAUCAGUCCAAGAAAUAUGCUGCAAAAACUGGAAAUAGCUGAGAAAAAUUUACGAACAAAAUGUCCUGACGAACCUAAAGAAAAAGACAUUAAAAAGCCAGAGGAAGAGGACAAAAACAAAAAUGUUUAUGUGGUUUCCAGAGAGUUUGUAGACAUAUUGUCUAAUGCCACAGAGAGCACAGAAGAUUCAGACUCUCUUGGCUCAGAAUUACAAGAAAUAAUUGACUCUCCAGCUUCAGAGAAAACAAACAAACUGAAAAGUAAACUUAAGGAGUUAGAGAAUGUUACACUUAACAUUGCUAUAACCGGGAUGACAGGGGCAGGGAAGUCUUCCUUCGUCAAUGCCCUCAGAGGCCUUCCUAAUGAUGAUAAGAACGCAGCGCCCACAGGAACAACUGAGACUACUAUGGAGCCCAACAUGUAUCCACAUCCCUCCAUGCCAAAUGUGAAGAUCUGGGACCUGCCUGGAAUUGGCAGUCCAAAAUUUAGAGCAAAGAAGUACCUGAAAGAUGUCAGUUUCCACAGGUAUGACUUCUUUCUCAUAGUGACCUCUGAAAGAUUUAAGGAGAACGACAUCGAGCUGGCCAGAGCGAUCAUGAUGAGUAAGAAGCUAUUUUAUUUCAUUCGGACUAAAAUUGAUAACGACAUUCAUGCUGAAUCACACAAAAGAAACUUUGAUGAGCGGAUAUUGCUCGAAAACAUCAGAGAGGAUUGUAAGGCGAACCUAUUGAGAGUCGGAAUACCCAAAAUAUUCCUAGUCUCUUCAUUUAAUUUAGAAAAAUAUGACUUUCAGAAGCUGAUCAACACCCUCGAAGAUGAACUUCCAGAGAACAAGAAAUUUGCUCUCAUUCAGUCUCUGCCCGUUUAUUCGCUAGAGGCCCUCACAAAGAAGAAAACAUACUACAAGAAAAUAAUUUGGCUAAAUGCAUUUGCAGCCGGGAUCAGGGCGAUAGCUCCCAUCCCGGGAUUGUCACUGGCCUGUGAUUAUGGCAUCAUGAAGAAGUUCUUUCAGCAAGUCUACACAGGCUUCGGCUUAUCAAAUGAGGCUCUAGAGGCGCUAUCAGACAGAGUGAACAAACCGGUGGAGCAGCUAAAAGCCGCUAAGACAUCACGCUUCAAAGAGGGGGCCACUGAGGAUAUUGUAAUUGAUAUGCUUUCUAAACCAAUGAUAGCUAUAGCUAAGACGCUGGGGACCGUAAUAUCUCUGCUGCCAGGAGGAGCUCUACCAGCAGGAGGAACGGCCGUUGCUUCUGUGCACUACCUGCUUAACAUGGGGCUCAAUGAGAUGGCAGAAGACACCAAAUGUGUUCUCUCUGUGUCCCAACUUGCUUAAUAGGCAGAAAAAGGAACUGUUGUUGCAGAAAACAUGUCUUGUAGUACUAAAAAAUAAAUAGAUGAAAUAAUCAUACUAAUUGUAAUUAUGAUUCAAAUAAAAUACUGAAACCUGAUCAUUAAUGUGUAUUUGAAAUUAAAACAGUUUGCUUUACCAGUGUAAAAUACGCUUACUAACUUUGCCAGUUUCAUUCAUUUGUAUCUGUGUAUAUAACUGUGUACUGUAUAUAGUGUACUGUAUACUGUAUAUGCUGGACGAGCAAUGACAAAAAUAUUUAAUGAUUAAAUGAUUGAUUUAUUUUAUUUAUUCUAUUUGUAUUUUUUACUGUGUGAGAUUAAGUUAAUUUGAAGACUUUUCUCAUUGGUUUACAACAUUAUCAGAUAUCUAAAAAAAAUAAUAAAAUGAUUUAAGACAAAUAUAAUUUAAAAAAAAAAAAAACCAGCAACUAAUAUUCCGGGGAAUUCAAAAUCUACAAGCCCUGCAAAAAAUUAUUACUGCUAUACAUCUGUUUUUCACACUUCAUUACAUACAUACAUAUAUUAUAUAUCAUCUCUAUGUAAUGACAAA